UGAAAGAGGGAGGAAAUAAGAAAGGGAAUUGCUCGUACGUCUCUUUCUCUCCCUCUGAGCUCUCUCUCUCCAACUUCUUUGCUUCACCUUAGGACGGGAGAGAGAGAGAGAGAGAGAACUCGGAAGCGUGCCCAAUUUCUCUUUACGAGCGCCAUAUUUUGCAUCUCUAAGGAAUUUUUGGAGGUCUCUUUUGCUUCGUGCUCUGUCGGGAUUGAGUUUGUUUCCUAUAAUUUUUGUUACUGUUUUUUGUUGUUGUUGUUGGUGCUGGUGUUGGUGUUUUCGAAGAUGAUAGUUGCAAACAGCUUCGAUCUAUGGCAAAAGGACACCUUCUUUUCUGCCGCCGAGGAGGUUCAAGAAUCUGCCGAUGUAAUGGAAUCAGCAUACAGGACAUGGGUAAGAGAGAGGCGAGAAAUACUAUCGCCCGAGGACUCGGAUAAACUCUGUUGGGAGCUGCAAACUGCUUUAGGUACUGCCAAAUGGCAGUUGGAAGAGUUUGAGCGAGCUGUCAGGUUUAGCUAUGGAAAUCGUGGUGAUGACAAUACAACAGCUAGGCAUAGACAAUUUAUUUCGGCCAUUGAAGACCAAAUCUCACGUGUUGAAGCAUCAUUAAGGGAAUGUUUAAAUGAGGAAGGAAAGCAACCCCUUCACUGGGUAAAUCUGGAUGAAGAUGAACGCGAUGAGUUAGCCACAUUUCUCUCUGGCACCUCCCAAAGUGCAAAAGAUGAAUGUUCAGAGCAAAGGCCUUCAAUGAAAUGCUCUCUUUUGGAGAACCAUACUCAGAGAAAAGAUGCAGACCUUAAUUUGAAUGCUGCCUCUGACAGAGAUGCUAGUAGCAUUAAUAAGGAUGGAAAUCAUGUCCUAAAGAUAGAAGAAAAUAAAACUCAUGGAAAGACGGAUGACUUAAUUUGUCAAUCAGAUAGCUCAACUAAUAAUGCAAGGAGAACAUGGAGUUCACCAAAUUUUGGUGAACUAAAGAUCAUAAUUCCUGAUCAAGAUGAACAGAUAAACAAACUAAUGCGGAGCGUUGAAGACACACCUAAAGUAAAAGGCUCCAAACCUGUCUUCUGGAAGCAAAGGCGGGGGGAGUUUCCUCUGGGAUGGGGGGCGGUUAAUUUUUUCAAUCAGCACUUUGGUCGGGUUGGUGGGUUCCAAAGACAAUUGCAAAGUCCACUACACUUGCCACUCCGAUGUUCUCUUCAAGUUACACUCGCUUUGAUGCUAACAAUUUUUUUGAUCGUACCUUUUGUGUUUUAUUCAGCUUGAUAAAGUGGAAGUUUCAUGACACGUGAUCAAGACGAGAGGUAUCGGAGCUGUUUUUAAAGCAAGGAAAGUUUGAGAAAAAGGGAUGGCGUGCAACCCCCGAGUGUAAAACAAAUGUGCCAUCAUGCACGGCAUUUUGGAGUUAGGCUAAGCCAUCCUUUAAAGUACAAGAAGGUAAAACAAGCAUCAGGAAUAGGGUGUUUUAGAUUUCCAGAUGACAGACAAUGUAACAUUGAUGUUGUCUUAUAUGUAAUGUAAGCUCCCAAGAUCUGGUAGUGGGGAGCAUAGAGGAUCGAUUUGUAUUAAGCUCCAAACUUUAAACGUGAUUGCUUGUUAAAGGCCCAAAUCCAUGGCUUUAAAUGUCCCAA
Molecule: messenger RNA, 1628 nt
Organism: Juglans microcarpa x Juglans regia
Lineage: Eukaryota; Viridiplantae; Streptophyta; Magnoliopsida; Fagales; Juglandaceae
Exons: 6
Coding region: 286-1263 (325 amino acids)
Biological process (GO): Golgi vesicle transport
Cellular component (GO): membrane
Source: RefSeq, a predicted model, not a curated record